CCUUCGAACUUCCUCGACGAUCCCCAAACCAAACCCUCUCAUCCCUCUAUAAAAACCCUAGUUCCACCGCCUUCAUCUUCAUCGAACACCGAGUGAUCAAUACCCAAUUCCAACAAGAUCUUCAUCAACCAAGCAAUCAAGUGAGUAAUCCAUCUAUGAAGCAAGCAUUAGGCAUCGUCCUCGCGAUCAGCGCGCUGGUUCCAUUUCUCGCCGCGCCGGCGUCGGCUUCACUCAUAGCACCUUUCCUGAAUCGGCAUGAUGCCCUUCUGUCCGACCCUUUCUCGGAUCCUUUCCGCGUUCUGGAGCACAUCCCGUUUGGCCUUGACCGCGACGACGUCCUCACCGUCUCUCCGGCCCGCGCUGAUUGGAAGGAAACCCCCGAUGCCCAUCUCAUCACCAUCGACGUUCCUGGGUUGAAGAAGGAUGAGCUGAAAAUAGAGAUAAUGGAAAACAGAGUAUUAAGAAUCAGUGGGGAGAGAAAGAGGGAAGAAGAGAAGAAGGAAGAUCAAUGGCACUGUGUGGAGAGGCUUCAUGGCCGGUUCUGGAGGCAGUUCAGGUUGCCGGAGAACGUGGACUUGGACUCCAUUUCGGCAAAGUUGGAUGAUGGUGUGCUCCAUGUCACACUGAAAAAGUUGGCGCCGGAGAAGAUCAAAGGUCCAAGGCUUGUUGAUAUUGCUGCAAAAACUAGUACAGCUGAAUUAGAAGGACAAGAUGAGGAGCAGUCAAAGAAGGUGGAGCUCUGAGUUUGAGGAGUUUAGUCUUUUUCUUUUCUAUUUUCUUUUCUUUUUGUCUCUUUUUGAAUGUGUUUGUGUGCAUGGCCGUUUGUGCUUGUUGAUCUUUGUUGUGCAUUGCCUUUUGACUACGUGUUGUAAUCUUCUCAUGAGAUGAUCCAAUGAAAUAAAAAUAUUGUA
Messenger RNA from Dioscorea cayenensis subsp. rotundata (Guinea yam), 911 nucleotides. Its product is annotated as 22.0 kDa class IV heat shock protein. Gene Ontology annotation, biological process: response to heat; response to salt stress; protein folding. The record is from RefSeq and is a predicted model, not a curated record. The transcript is spliced from 2 exons. NCBI's taxonomy places the organism in Eukaryota, Viridiplantae, Streptophyta, Magnoliopsida, Dioscoreales, Dioscoreaceae. The coding region runs from base 156 to 743 and encodes 195 amino acids.